Sabethes cyaneus is the source of this 896-nucleotide messenger RNA. RefSeq lists its product as uncharacterized. The transcript is spliced from 2 exons. The record is from RefSeq and is a predicted model, not a curated record. The coding region runs from base 109 to 741 and encodes 210 amino acids. NCBI's taxonomy places the organism in Eukaryota, Metazoa, Arthropoda, Insecta, Diptera, Culicidae.
UCAACAAGUAAAGAUAACAAACAAAUAGUGAAUCGAUAAUUAAUGUCCUCACAGUGUGGGAAUCUUAUACAAAACAUUCUCAGCUGAGAGAGCUCCAAAAACCACAACAUGCUCUCGACAUCAAAAACCCCAUCCAAGCAACCGGCGGCGCCGGUUGCUUCUUCCCUAGAGGAGGACCGUAUCCAGAGCUCGCUCGCCUCAUUUUAUGCGUCCCUACGCUCGAUCGACGCUCAGCUAAGACAACUGGUCGGUCCGGAACGACUGGCGGUCGAUAAAACCCUAACCAAGGCGGUCCGUCUCGAAUUACUGGUAAAGAACGACGGCAAACUGUACCCAACCGGCGAGAUUGAGCACAUCGAAACGGAAUGUUUGCACGAGAUCAACCGACGGUUGCUGGCAACCGGCCGGGCGGUAAAAGCGUUAACUGAUGGCUACCAGCAGUUGCUUCAAGCUUACCGGGAUUUGGAUUCGGUUUGUGGUGAACUGGAUUGGAGUAAGGAAAACAGCGAAUUGAUGGCUGGAUCGUCCAGGCAAAAACCACUGGAAUACUAUCUGCAGGAAGGGUAUCGAAUCGUUCACCAACUGAAUGGACUGGUCGUUGGAUUCGAACUUACUUUUAACGCGAUUGAGAUACGGGAUUCAAGCUCCGUUCAAAGGUUUCGGGAUUGUUUAACAAUCUCCGAAGAGUUACAACUGUACCUGCAGGAGUACCUGUCUUAUGCGAUAUUUCUGUUGAAAUAAAUUUGAACUUGAACGCAAGGAAGUCAUCUCCGACCAAACACUUAUCAUCACCUUUCAACAAUUCUUAAUUAGCUACCAUCAAAUAUAUCUCCAAAAAUGUAUUGCAUUCUUCAUCCUAAACGUAACCUAACAACGUUGAUUGUGCCACAGACUUC